Molecule: messenger RNA, 1779 nt
Organism: Gallus gallus (chicken)
Lineage: Eukaryota; Metazoa; Chordata; Aves; Galliformes; Phasianidae
Gene: SLC2A8
Product: solute carrier family 2 member 8
Exons: 10
Coding region: 156-1604 (482 amino acids)
Biological process (GO): transmembrane transport
Cellular component (GO): membrane
Molecular function (GO): transmembrane transporter activity
Source: RefSeq, marked provisional
AGCCGUUUCCGUCUGAACUGGAGCCGUAAAGCGCUGCGUUGCUUCUCUGCGUUCGGCCGUGCGCGGGUCGGAGCCUGCCCUUUGGGGUGGCUGCUGCCGGCCGUGUACAAGCAGCAGAGGUUAUUCGCGCCGAGGCGCCCUCCUGCGGCCGGGACAUGGCGGCAGAGGAGUCCCAGUACCUGCUGGCUCACCGUACUUCGGACGCUUACCUGAGAGUGCAAAACAAGAAGCUGUACCUGGCCACGUUCGCUGCUGUCCUGGGACCACUUAGCUUUGGCUUCGUGCUAGGCUAUAGCUCACCUGCUAUCCCAGAGCUGAGGAAAAUCGACAAUCCGAAAUUACGAUUGGACAGCAAUCAGGCAUCGUGGUUUGGGUCUAUAGUAACAUUAGGAGCUGCUGCUGGAGGAAUACUGGGAGGCUACCUUGUGGAUAAAAUUGGGAGAAAACUGAGUCUGAUGCUGUGUUCAAUACCAUUUGUCUCUGGAUAUAUAGUUAUUAUUUCAGCUCAGAACGUCUGGAUGCUUUAUUUUGGACGAAUACUAACUGGCUUAGCCAGUGGAAUUACUUCACUUGUUGUUCCAGUAUAUAUAUCGGAAAUAUCUCAUACAGAUGUUCGUGGUAUGCUUGGCUCUUUUGUCCAGUUGAUGGUGGUGACUGGCAUACUUGGAGCCUACAUUGCAGGAUUGACACUAAAAUGGCACUGGCUGGCAGUAUUAUGUUCUUUUCCACCAUGCGUAAUGCUUUUGUUUAUGUUGUUCAUGCCUGAAACACCGAGAUUUCUGCUGGAUCAGAAGAAACGUGCAGAAGCUAUAGCUGCUUUACAGUUUCUGCGAGGACCAUACGUGGACCAUGAAUGGGAAUGCAGGCAAAUUGAAGCUAAUGUUGAGGAGGAGGGACUAAGCCUCUUUGAAUUUAAGAAUCCUUCAAUCUACAGGCCACUUCUUAUUGGUGUGAUUCUGAUGUUUCUCCAGCAAGUAACAGGCAUUAAUGCAGUUAUGUUUUAUGCAGAAACAAUCUUUGAAGAUGCAAACUUCCAGGACAGCAGAAUGGCUUCUGUUGUUGUGGGUUUCAUACAAGUAUGUUUCACUGCUGUGGCUGCACUUAUCAUAGAUAAAACUGGAAGAAAAGUGCUGCUUUAUGUGUCUGGGAUGAUCAUGGCUCUCAGUACUGCGCUGUUUGGGUUUUACUUUAAAAUGGUCCUUCCAAAUGGGAACAACUCAUCAAAUACUGAUCUGUGGUUCACUUUAAAUUCAGUAACUCCAGGAACAGAUACUAGACUAUCCUGGCUUGCAGUGGUAAGCCUAGGACUCUUUGUUGCUGGUUUUGCCCUUGGCUGGGGUCCAGUUCCAUGGCUGGUAAUGUCUGAAAUCUUCCCACUUAAAGCAAGGGGUGUAUCAAGCAGUGCCUGUGUGUUAACAAACUGGGUUAUGGCCUUUCUGGUGACCAAGGAAUUUCACGAUUUUAUAGGUUUCUUAACAUCCUAUGGGACAUUCUGGCUCUUCUCUGCCUUCUGCUGCCUCAGCGUGACUUUUGCAGCCUUUUAUGUUCCUGAAACAAAAGGGCGGACCCUGGAACAGAUUGAGGCGUACUUCAGGAAAUCUUAAAUCUCAGACUUUUGCUGAUAUGAAACCUUUACAACAUUAUUGGUGGUGCUAUUGCUAAAACUAACUGUAGCAUGUGGUAGAGAGUCACACAACUUCCUAUACAAUUGUUUUAAUGAAUUUUGUAAAAUCUACCUUUUUUUCCCCUCCCCCAAAAAUCUAUAGGAAUUUGCAUGCA